UUUCGAUGAUUUUGAUGAUAAACAAUAACAAUGGAAAAGUAAUUACAGUUUAUCUCCCUAGUAGCUAUUCUUUCAAGAUAUGACCUGAUAAAAUAUUUUCGUCCAUGAUGAGUGACUUCAUUGUGGCUAAUUCGAAUGAAAUAGUGAUUUUAAAUGAAUAAAUUCAGAUAACUUAUAAUAUAUAUUCCAUAUGGAAAUGGAUAGAGUCAAUUUGUUUUCUGAUCAAGUUUACUUGAGUGUAGAUUGUGAAGGGGAUGAUAACACAUAUACCACGAAACCCAGAAUUUUGAAAUCUGAAGACUUGCCUGGCAGAAUUUAUACUUUACGGUUUCGUAACAAUCUGAAAGAAAAAUUAGAUGAUCAGCAUGAACUACAGUUUCAAAUGCAGAAUCAAAAUGGGGAUAAUAUUGACGGUGCACAAAAUAUCAUUGAGCACCAUGCUGAUCGGAUCGUUUCAAAAAUGGAAGAAGAUCCAGAUUUGAUGGAAAACAAUUUGGAAUCUGAGAAACUGAGGAAGAAUGUACUUAAACAUAUGCCUCAAAGCUUAACAUUGAAAAGGAGCAUAAAAAGAAAGUUGACAAAAUCCGUAAAUAGAAAACAAAAAGGUCAUCCUAUAAGUAGUUUCAAAAGACUGCAAUAUAGAUUGACCAUGAAGUAUUAUCAGAUGAAAACUAAACUUCAGGAUACAAUUGAUUCAUAUGAACUAUGGUAUUCCUCCCUGAAAACUAUUGAAGGUCAUUUCGGAUCUGCGACCUCAUCUUACUUCAGAUUCCUAAGAUGGCUGUUCCUUAUAAACUUAUUUGUUAUGGCUGUGACCCUUUUAUUCAUUGUUGUGCCUCAGUUAACUUUCAGAAGUAGCUCAAAUAUACUUCGUCAAGAAAAAUUCAAAUUGGUGGAUAUUCUAACUGGAGAGGGAUUCCUUACUGAUACUUUGCUUUAUUAUGGGUUCUAUUCGAAUGAGACUGUGAAUAUUUAUGGUUUUUCCUAUAAUAUGCCUUACGCUUUUUUCUACACCAUGUUGUUUCUUUAUGUUUUCACUUUUUUGGUUUUGAGUUAUGGUGUCGCCAAUUCUUAUCGAAAGAGCUUCAUAGAAACUGAAGGAGGAUUGCGAAAUGUAUUUGCUCAUAAAAUUUUUUGUGGAUGGGAUUUUGGUAUAGCUACUAGGGAAGCUGCCGAUUUGAAAUCUACUGCCAUUUACAACGAAUUGAAGGAGUUUCUUAGUGAAAUUGAUUUAGAAUGUGAAGAAAUCAGUUUGUUGAGAAGAAUCAAAAGAAAGUUUAUCCUUUUGACUUCCAAUGUAAUAAUAUUAGUGCUUUAUACAUCGAUUGGUGUAUUUUUAUGGUUCAUAUUGCAAAAGCACACUGAACAGAAAAUUGGACCUGUAGUUAUAGCUGUUACUGCCAAUGUCUUCAAUGUUAUCAUACCUAUAUUGUUAACCAAAAUAUCGAGAUAUGAAAAUUAUAGAAGUCAGAAAAAUGCCAUUGGUAUAACAUUGAUCAGAUCUUUCAUUUUGGGUUGUGUCAUUGUAGGUACACUGGUUACAUUUUGGUUAAUUCAUUCCUUUAGCCAGGAAUGCUGGGAAACCUCAUUGGGACAAGAAAUGUAUAGGCUAAUUCUUUAUGAUUUCCUCUUCUGUUUGCUGAUUCAUGUGAUAGAUCUCAUUCAUCGUUUUAUGAGUCGGAUGAAAUUUUGCGAAAUAUCACCCUCAUACGAGUUUGAUAUAGCUAGUAAUACUUUAGAUCUCAUAUACAGCCAGUCACUGUUUUGGAUGGGUUUCUUCUUUUCCCCUCUUCUAUCGAUAAUUGUGACUAUAAGGAUGUUCCUUACAUGGCAUUUAAAGAAAUUUUACGUACUUAAAUUGUGUAAACCUUCAACUAAGGCGUGGAGAGCUUACCAGACGCAAACGUGGUUCCUAACUCUAACGUUUUUGACUCACUUGGCUACAGGAGGUUCGAUAUUAUUCAUUCUGCUCAAGAUUCCAGCAACCAACUGUGGCCCAUUUCAAGGUCACGAUUAUAUAUACCAAGUAAUACUUCUACAAUUCGACAAUGCAACAUUCAUCCCUUUCAGGCUUGUUGCAUACUUGAUAAAACCAGGUGUAAUUUCAUUGAUCAUCAUCGCUUUAUGUGCUCGAGUGUACUAUGUCAGAGAAAAAGCGAACGCUCAAAGAGAUAUGGUCAAAAUUUUGAGGAAUAUGCUGGUUUGGGAAGCCAAAGACAAGAAAUUUUUAUUACAGAGCAUUGCGAACGUUACGAAAGAAGAAUAUCAAUAUGAGCAAGAGUUCCGUCAUGAGGAUCCCUACACAACCAUGCCAAGAAUCGAAAGAUUUCAAUAUUCCCAAUCUGCAGACCCUUCUACAUCCACAGAUGAGUUGAUUACUUCCUCCAAGUUUGGCUGUUAGUUAUUAUAGUUAAAGGUGCUACAAAGAUAUACUCGCUUAUUUUUAUAUAAAAGUUUCUGUACGAAGACGAUAGUGUAGUGAUGAUAUAUUAUUUUUUGCAAUAAAUUAAUUCGCUUGAAAA
Molecule: messenger RNA, 2522 nt
Organism: Coccinella septempunctata (seven-spotted ladybird)
Lineage: Eukaryota; Metazoa; Arthropoda; Insecta; Coleoptera; Coccinellidae
Product: transmembrane channel-like protein 5
Exons: 14
Coding region: 191-2401 (736 amino acids)
Cellular component (GO): plasma membrane
Molecular function (GO): mechanosensitive monoatomic ion channel activity
Source: RefSeq, a predicted model, not a curated record